CCAAAAACCUUUUAUCGCUACCCAAAACAGACUCGGGGCUCUUCAAUUUGUGUCUUCCCUAGACAUUCCACUAAACCAACUUGUUUUGUUGUGUAAGAACAGUUCAGUCAACAUUGUUCCGGUCAAAGGACGAGAGACCACGUGAGCUAGCAGCUGAGUGCCACGUGAACGCUCACGGAUCCUCAUGCGCAUAGUAACGAUGGCAGGACAAAAGCAUAUGUUAUAUAUAUAUAUGCAGUAGCAAAAUGAGAUCACAGCUCAGUCUCUGACUCACUCUCUCUUCCGAGUUACGAAGUUAGAGUGAAAUGGCGAUGAAGGUAUAUGGAAAUGGGAUGUCAGUGUGCGUGGCACGUGUGCUUCUAUGCCUUCACGAGAAGGAGACUGAGUUCGAGCUUGUCCCCGUCGAUCUCUUUGCUUGCCACCACAAGCUCCCUUCUUUCCUCUCCAUGAACCCCUUUGGCCAAGUUCCAGUUCUACAAGACGACGACCUUACCCUUUUUGAGUCGAGGGCAAUCACGGCAUAUAUAGCAGAGAAACACAAGGACAAAGGAACGGAUCUGACGAGACAUGCAGACGCUAAAGAAGCAGCCAUUGUGAAGCUGUGGUCGGAAGUGGAGUCCCACCACUUCAACCCCGCGAUCUCCGCCGUCAUCCACCAGCUUAUAGUUGUGCCGCUUCAAGGCAAGACUCCUGAUGCAGCCAUCGUGGAGGAGAAUCUGGAGAAGUUAGGGAAAGUGCUCGAUGUGUACGAAGAGAAGCUCGGGAAGACAAAAUACUUGGCUGGAGAUUCUUACACACUCGCGGAUCUCCACCACGUUCCUUACACUUACUACUUCAUGAAGACGUGUCAUGCUGGUUUGGUCAACGACCGUCCUAAAGUCAAGGCGUGGUGGGAAGACCUUUGUUCUCGUCCGGCUUUCCUUAAAGUCUCACCUGGCUUGACCGUUGCUCCGGCAACGAACUGAUCCAAAGAUUCUCUCUACAUCUUGUCUUUAUGUUUCUCUGAUAAGGUGGUUGUUGUUUUUCU
Messenger RNA from Brassica napus (rape), 1027 nucleotides. RefSeq names its product glutathione S-transferase F13. Gene Ontology annotation, molecular function: glutathione binding; glutathione transferase activity. Gene Ontology annotation, cellular component: cytoplasm. The transcript has 4 exons. NCBI's taxonomy places the organism in Eukaryota, Viridiplantae, Streptophyta, Magnoliopsida, Brassicales, Brassicaceae. The record is from RefSeq and is a predicted model, not a curated record. Bases 306 to 965 code for a protein of 219 amino acids.